AUGAUGUCUUACCUCAAACAACCCCCAUACGGCAUGAACGGGCUUGGCCUGCCUGGGCCCGCCAUGGACCUACUGCACCCCUCUGUGGGCUAUCCGGCCACCCCGAGGAAGCAGCGGCGGGAGCGCACCACCUUCACGCGCUCGCAGCUGGACGUGCUCGAGGCGCUCUUCGCCAAGACUCGCUAUCCCGACAUAUUCAUGCGUGAGGAGGUGGCGCUCAAGAUCAAUCUGCCUGAGUCCAGAGUCCAGGUGUGGUUCAAGAACCGCCGCGCCAAAUGCCGCCAGCAACAGCAGAGCGGGAGCGGGACCAAGAGCCGCCCAGCCAAGAAGAAGUCGUCCCCGGUGCGGGAGAGCUCCGGCUCGGAAAGCAGCGGCCAGUUCACGCCACCUGCCGUGUCCAGCUCCGCCUCGUCUUCCAGCUCGGCCUCCAGCGCCUCGGCCAAUCCAGCGGCUGCAGCGGCCGCGGGCCUGGGCGGGAACCCGGCGGUGGCAGUUCCGUCGUCCCUGAGUACACCGGCUGCCUCGUCCAUCUGGAGUCCAGCCUCCAUCUCGCCAGGCUCGGCGCCGGCGUCGGUGUCUGUACCGGAGCCGCUGGCCGCGCCUAGCAACGCCUCGUGUAUGCAGCGCUCGGUGGCUGCGGGCGCCGCCUCGGCUGCAGCCUCUUAUCCCAUGUCCUAUGGCCAGGGAGGCAGCUACGGCCAAGGCUACCCCGCGCCAUCCUCUUCCUACUUCGGUGGCGUGGACUGCAGUUCCUACCUGGCGCCCAUGCACUCGCACCACCACCCGCACCAGCUCAGCCCUAUGGCGCCCUCCUCCAUGGCGGGCCACCAUCACCACCACCCGCACGCGCACCAUCCGCUGAGCCAGUCCUCGGGCCACCACCACCACCACCACCACCACCACCACCAGGGCUACGGGGGGUCCGGGCUCGCCUUCAACUCCGCCGACUGCUUGGAUUACAAGGAGCCCGGAGCGGCCGCGGCGUCCUCAGCUUGGAAACUCAACUUCAACUCGCCCGAUUGCCUGGACUAUAAAGACCAAGCCUCUUGGCGGUUCCAGGUCUUGUGA
Messenger RNA from Talpa occidentalis (Iberian mole), 1068 nucleotides. It is a transcript of the gene OTX1, whose product is annotated as orthodenticle homeobox 1. Gene Ontology annotation, molecular function: RNA polymerase II cis-regulatory region sequence-specific DNA binding; DNA-binding transcription factor activity, RNA polymerase II-specific. The record is from RefSeq and is a predicted model, not a curated record. Gene Ontology annotation, cellular component: nucleus. The transcript is spliced from 3 exons. Gene Ontology annotation, biological process: multicellular organism development; regulation of transcription by RNA polymerase II. NCBI's taxonomy places the organism in Eukaryota, Metazoa, Chordata, Mammalia, Eulipotyphla, Talpidae. The coding region runs from base 1 to 1068 and encodes 355 amino acids.